UUUGGUUUUUGCAUCCGGAAAAAAAAUAAAUAAAAAAUAACUGGCAGUCUGCUUAGCCUUCUUAAAGGAAUUCUCAAUGGGUAGAAUUGGUUAGCUGGAAACGUUUAUUUAAAUCUAAUGACUAACUCUUCCAAAGCCGAAACUACAGAAGCGAAAGUGUCACUGGAUGAAAACAACUGCCAAAUUGUAGUUUAAAUCAUUGUUUGCAUAAUAUUUGGAAGAUUAAGGAUAUGAUGUUGAUUCAGAGAAAGGUUCUGAUUCGGAAACAGAUGACUCAUUAAAGACUCCAUUGUUAAAGAAAAAUUUUUUGAAAAUGGGGAAAAUCAACGGUUUUCAUCAGUUUGUAAUAUUAUUGUAUAAAGGACUGUUGCUGCGAAAACGCCAUUACAUUUAUACAGUAUUUGAACUUGUUAUUCCUGUUUUAUUAGCAUGCAUUCUUCCUAUAAUUCUAUCAGAAACAUCUUCACCAAGUUCUCAAAAUUAUGAUUGGGAAGAAAUGCCCAAAUCGAGACAUGUUAAUGCUACGUUCUACUCACCCUUCUCUCCAUAUAAAUCUAAACAAAUUAAAAAUUACACUUUAGAGCUUGUUUAUGCUCCUUCAAAUGAUGUUAUUGAUAACUUUAUGAAAAGUGUCGUUGAAAGAUUUACUGUUAAUGCUAAUUACUCUGGAAAUAUAACUCUCCAUUCUGAGAAUUCUGAGAAAGAUUUAGAAUCAUAUUGUCUGUAUAAACGAAGCGUCAAUAAACAAAUCAGUUUGAUAGGAACUGUUUUCAACAAUUUUGCACUUGAUCUGAAGCAAUUUCCAGACUCUCUUGACUAUAAAAUAAGGUAUGGUUUCAAGGAUUUUGAGAGUACCUUCAAUAACGAUCUGAAGUAUCGAGUAAAUGGUCCUCACAUUGAAACAAAGUAUCAAGAUUCUAUCUUUCUUGCAUGGCAGACUGCUGUUGAAGAAACUUUCAUUCAACAAAAAAUGAAUGAUACUGGAAAAAAGUUAGAUUAUCAGGUCAGUAUGCAAAGAUUCCCUUAUCCUGAGCAUCAAGAUACUCGACAUAAAUUCAACAUAGUCAUUUUAGUACCAGCUUGUGUCUGUGCUGGCUAUUUGAUAUUUAUUAUAAACCUGGUUCGAAGAAUCAUUGAAGAAAAAUCUAAUGGUUCAAAAGAACUGUUAAAAAUGAUGGGAAUGACAGACUUUGUUUAUUGGAUCAGUACAUUCAUGAAUUAUUUUGUGAUAGCUUUCAUCACAACUUUAAUUAUAACUAUAGUUUACAAAGUACCUUUGAAAAAUGCAACUGUAUUUAUGAAACAUACAGAGUUUUGUCUUUUAUUUCUGAUGCUUCUGUUGUUUAUGGCAAGUUUAAUUCUGUUCUGCAUGGCUUUCAGUAUUUUUUUCAACAAGGCGGUAUUUGCCAUUAUUACCUUGAUAAUUUUUUACAUUGUUACUUUUGUAAUGUACAUGGUUUCUUACUUCAUUGAAUCAUUGGAUGUCAAAUAUUUUCCAUUACCUCUCAUGGAAAAGUUAGGAAUUUGUACUAUGCCAACUGGUGGUAUACUGACGAUGUUUGCUUUUGUUUCAUUCUAUGAAGAAAGUGGGGAAGGUCUUCAAUGGUACAAUUUAUCAGAACGUGCUGUUAGUCCUGACUUGAAUAUGGUCAUGGUUUUAUUUUCAGUGAUAUUUUCUUGUUUCCUUUACGCUGUUAUGAUUUGGUAUUUUGAUGCUGUUUGGCCAUGGCAACCUGGUGUCCCAAAACCCUUCUACUUUUUAUUCAUGAAAAGCUAUUGGUGUCCCCCCAAAGCAAAAGAAAAUGAUGAAGUUGAAUUAGUACAGACAGAUCCUAGCUCGGAAUUUUUUGAAGAGGAACCAAACGGUAUUUCUCCUGGAGUGGUUAUAUAUAAUUUAUCAAAAGAGUUUCGAACUGGUCUUCAAACAAAACUGGCUGUAAAUAAUCUAUCUUUGACUAUGUAUCAAGGGCAGAUUACUGCUCUUCUUGGUCAUAAUGGUGCUGGAAAAACAACUACUAUAAAUAUUCUUACAGGUCUAUUUACACCAACCAAAGGAACAGCUUCCAUUAAUGGAAUGGAUAUUUUGACAGAAACUAAUAAUGCUCGUAAAGGACUUGGUGUAUGUCCACAACACAAUGUUUUAUUUGAUACACUUACAGUUGAAGAACAUCUCAAGUUUUAUGCUGCUAUUAAAGGAACUGAUUGGACUAAAUUGACAACUGAAGCUGAGAAAGUAAUGGAAAUGUUAAAAAUCUGUGAUAAAAGAAAUGAAUUGGCUCAAAAUUUAUCUGGUGGUAUGAAACGGAAAUUGAGUCUUGGAAAUGCUAUUGUUGGAGGUUCAAAGGUUUUAUUUUUGGAUGAACCAACUUCAGGCAUGGAUGUUGAGGCUAGACGUGGUGUCUGGGAUGCUCUUCUUGACAUAAGAUAUGAUCGCACAAUCAUUCUUACCACUCACUAUAUGGAAGAAGCAGACAUUUUAGGUGACCGUAUCGCUAUUAUGGCCGAAGGAGAAGUCCAAUGCUGUGGGUCACCUAUGUUCUUAAAAAGAAAAUUUGGAACUGGCUAUCAUUUGCAUGUUGUGAAAGGCGAAACAUUUAAUUCUGCUGAUACGCUUGAACUUCUCAGAAAACACAUCCCUGCUGUUAUUUUAGAAAAAGAAUUGGAAAAUGAAAUAACUUACAAUCUUGCUUCAGAUUCUGGUCAACGCUUUGGCGACAUGUUUGAAGAAUUAGAAAACAAUAAAGGAAAAUUAGGGAUUGACUCUUGUGGGGUCACAGUUACAACUAUGGAGGAUGUAUUUUUAAAUGUUUCAAAUAUAUCUGACCUUAAAUAUAAAUUAGCAAAAGAUAAAUAUGGAACAAAUGGAGAAAGCUUGGAAUUAGAAGAAAUAUAUGGGGAUUCUAGUGAAACAAAGGAACAACAAAUAUGGAAUCAGCUUAUUGGACUUCUCAUAAAACGAUUUCACUACUCUAAACGUCAUUGGGGCAACCUAAUUGCUCAACUUGUAGUACCUUUCUUAAUACUAUGUCUCUGUCUUUAUGAGAUUCAAGAGGCAGGACAUAACUCUAAAAUUUCUUAUACACCUAUAAAAUUAGAUUUAAAGCAUGUUUAUGGAAAAACAGAUAGUUUUUAUUAUUCAAAACAAUCAGAAGAUAAUUUAGUUAAACAGUUUACUAAUACUUUGUCAGAAAAAGGUGUUAGUGUUGUUAAAGUUGAUGAUCCAACAAAGUACAUCCUAAAAUAUGGUGAAAAUGAUCUUUCCAAAUAUUUAAAAAAUUUGUUGGUAGGGGGAGCCAUAGAUGUAUAUGCAAAUGGAACAAAUAAUUUGACCGCUUGGUUUAAUGGAGAACCAUACCACACUUUACCUAUGUCACUUCUUUUGAUGCAUACGGCUGUUUUGAGAUCUAUUGUGUCUGACAAAGCAACAAUUACAUUGACUAAUGACCCAUUGCCAGAGCUCUAUCUUAAUAUUUACAAUGAUGAAUUUAAUAUGAAAGAGAGAAUAAUUGCAAUGGUUUAUAUGCCUUUAUGUUUGGCAUUCUUGUCUGCAAGUUUUGUAUUGGUUCCUCUCCAUGAACGUAUCACAAAAGCAAAAUUGCUACAACUCAUGACAGGAUUGAAUGCUUCUCUUUAUUGGAUUGCAACGUUUCUAUGGGAUUUUUUAGUUUAUUUUGCCGUGUCUCUUUUGCUCUUGAUUCCACUUGCAAUAUUUAGUCAUCAUGUGUUUUUUGGAUUGCACUCUGAAGCAUCCGGAGUUUCUAUCAUGAUGCUAUUUCUAUAUGGUUGGGCAUCUAUACCUUUCAGUUAUAUACUGUCAUUUUUCUUCAAAACUGGUAACGGUGGCUUUUCAGCUGUUAUUGCACUGAAUUGCAUCAUUGGUAUUGUUAUUGGUGCAAUAUUAAUAACUUGGCAGUUUUCUACACGGAAUUUUGAUGAAUCAUCUGCUGAAUUUUACGUUUGGAUUUUUCGAUUAUUUCCUGCUUUUACAAUAGCAUCUGGAUUUUCAAAUUUGUUUGCUAUUGCUUAUCACAAUGCUUAUUGUGAUGGAAUUUCUGCAGAGGAUUUGAAAAUUAGUUGUGCAUCAGAGUUUAUGCACCACUGGAAGCCUAUGUUUAAGUGCUGCAAAGAUAUUUGUGGAACUGCAUGCUUGAAUCAAACAUCCCUAAUUACUUGGGAUGUUCUUGGAUGUGGAAGAGACCUUUUUAUGUUAACAAUGGAUGGAAUUAUAUUUUUUGCUGUUCUACUCUUUCUGGAGACAAGCUAUAGUGGUUUCCUUUUCCGUUUUAUUAAAGAUCUGUAUUUGAAGUUGAGAAAUUCCGUCGUUGGUAACAUUGUUCAAAGUAAUAUUAUAGAGGAUUCAGAUGUUGCAUUGGAGGAACAACGAAUUCAUGAUAUCUAUGCUACACAUGGGGAUGCUGUCGAAGAUGCUUUGAUGAUUGUAGAUUUGACAAAAAUAUUCCGUAAUUUUUAUGCUGUUGAUCAUUUGACAUUCGGUGUCCAUCAGGAAGAAUGCUUUGGGCUUCUAGGUGUUAACGGUGCUGGCAAAACUACUACAUUUAGAAUGCUAACUGGGGAUUGUUUUCCUACUGAAGGAAAUGCAUUUACUCAUCGAAGUUCUUUGAGAUCAGAUUUAAAAAGAUUCCAGUCUUACUUGGGAUAUUGUCCACAAUUUGAUGCACUGAUUGAUCGUUUAACUGGUCGAGAAAUUCUUUCACUUUUUGCUCGUUUAAGAGGUAUGUCUAGAUCAGGACUAGUUUUGAGAGUUAACAAGUUGAUUAAAAUGAUUGAUCUUCAAGCUCAUGCUGACAAGCAAACACGAUUCUACAGUGGUGGAAAUAAACGAAAGCUUUCUGUUGGGAUUGCACUCAUUGGAUCACCACCUUUAAUUUUAUUAGACGAACCAACAGCAGGAGUGGACCCUGUUUCCCGUAGAAAGAUUUGGAACAUAUUGUCUCAAGCUCGAAAUUAUUCAAAAGCUGCCAUUAUUUUAACUUCCCAUAGUAUGGAAGAGAGUGAAGCCUUGUGUAAUCGUUUAGCAAUUAUGGUAAAUGGUCGUCUCAGAUGCUUAGGUCCAAUUCAACAUCUUAAAACUAAAUAUGGUAAAGGGUAUACGUUGGUUAUUAAACUUGGAAAGGGAAUUGUGGAUGACUACACAACUGUUAAAGAAAUAAAGGAGUAUAUUGAAACAAAUUUAGAUGGUGCUGAUUUGAAAGAUGAUCAUCAAGGUAUGCUUCAAUACCAUGUGGUAGAUCCUUCGGUAACGCUAAGCAAAUUGUUUAAACUGAUGGGUGAAAUGAAACCAAAAUUCAAUUUGGAGGAUUACAUGAUAAGUGACACUUCCUUAGAGCAAAUAUUCUUAACAUUUGCUCGAGCCCAAAGAAUUUCCUAAUAUGGAUACAGCCAGAAAAAAUCCUUUACUGCCUAGCAGAGAUUUUUAUUUUUCAUUGAUUGUUUUAUUUGAUGUUUUAUUGUUAAUUAUAUGUACUUAAAAUGUGUUUUACUCUAUUUUUGUUCUAUUUUGUUUUUUAAUAAUAUUUCUCAUUUUAAGACAUUCACUUUUCGAAAUAUUAUGAAGCAUAUAUUUAUUGUAGAUUUUUAUGUCUAUAGUUCUUUUUUUUUUCUUUCAAUUUUUCAUUAAGUGUUAUAUUAUUCUUACUUGAAGUAGUUUGAUAGUUAUCCUUGAUACUUUUACCACCUAAUAUUUAAUGUGUGUUUCAAUUUUCUGGUAGCUAUCAAUCAUUUGAAUAUGUAAGUGUUCAGUAUUUGUUGUACCUAAAGUUUUAAAUAAUUUAAUGUUUUACUUUAUUUUGAAAUGACUACUUUAUUAUGAAUUUCAAAUUCAUUGUAGAUUUUUACUAAUGUCAAAAGUAAAGUUUUUUAUUCAAUUUUAAAUUAUUAAACAAUUGUAUUGUUCUAAUAUUUUGGUAACUAUUAACAUUAAGUAUGAGUAGUACUUAAACCUUUAAAUGAUUUAAUAAUUUUUUUUAUUUGAAAUAUUAUGAAACAUAAACUCAUUGUAGAUUUUUAUAAUCUCAAAUGUUCAAAUUGUUUUCUAUUUUAAAUUAUUAAGCAUUAUAUAAUUUUUAUUUGAAGAAGUUUGAUUAUAAUUUGUACGGUUUUUACUACCUAAUAGUUUUUCAAUAUUUCAGUAGCUAUUGAUGGUAUAGUACAGGGAUGGCGAACCAAUGGCACGCGUGCCAUUUAUGGCACCCUACACAAUAAUUUGGGCACGUCACCGAUCACAUUUGUUAUUACACUAUAAAUUGUUAUUACUCAAAUGCUAUUACACUAUGAAACAUAUGUAACAAUUAAAUUAAAAUUCACAAAAACACGCUAAAUAAUAAACAAUUAUUAAUGAAAAAAAU
Molecule: messenger RNA, 6365 nt
Organism: Parasteatoda tepidariorum (common house spider)
Lineage: Eukaryota; Metazoa; Arthropoda; Arachnida; Araneae; Theridiidae
Product: phospholipid-transporting ATPase ABCA3
Biological process (GO): lipid transport; transmembrane transport
Cellular component (GO): intracellular membrane-bounded organelle; membrane
Molecular function (GO): ABC-type transporter activity; ATP binding; ATP hydrolysis activity
Source: RefSeq, a predicted model, not a curated record